CGGUGAAAUCAACGCAAGGAAGUAAUUUACGAUCAUGCUACAACGCCUUUGAAUUCAGGUCGACGUGUAUAGUUAGAUUGACUGUAAUAAAACGCUUUAUUUUAGACGAAAAGGAGUUAAUCUACCGUUAAUUGGCAGGAAUGGAUGACGGUGACAAACUGUGCUGUGUACUUUGUCAACGGUCUGAAGAGACGACGACAACCGGACCGUUAUCAACUAAUAAUGAAGUCACGGCUCAUCAGAACUGUUUGUUAUUUUCCUCAGGUCUUUUUUGCCGGAAUUCUCCACAGUUUGACGAUCUUUUUGGUUUCCUUGUGGAGGAUGUGCUGAGUGAGGUGAAACGAGGAAACAAACUGAUAUGUAACAAAUGUAAGCUGAAGGGUGCCACUGCUGGGUGUGAAGUUGGACGCUGCAAGAAGUCCUACCACUACCCGUGUGCUGUUAAAGCUAAAGCGACAAUUGUUGAGGAUGCAGACGGGGGGAAAUAUGGGCUGUACUGCUACAAUCACUCUCUACAAACACAAGAAAACAAUGGCGCCAUAAACGGAAGUCCCUCUUCCUCCUCAAAGUCCAGAACUUCCAAAACUCCCAGUGAAGCCGGAUCAUCCAAGAUAUUUUGCCUUGCCUGUGAGAAGACAGAAGGAAAUAUCAGCUUGGAAAGUUCAACUAAUAGCGUUGUUGUGUCCUAUUGUGACAAACAUGCUCCUGCAUCUCAUAGGAGAAACACCAGCGGUGGUUCUACAUCUGCCGGACAACCAUCCGUGUACAGCACUGACUCCAACUCAUCGAGCAGUGCGGCGCGUUCAUCUUCCAAGAGACAAUUGAAUUCCACUAACAAACAGGAAGAAACCCCCUCUAAACGUAAAUCUAAAGGCUAUAAAAGGAUAGUUUUGGAUGAUUCCAAUUCAGGUGAUCAUGUACUUGAUUCAGAAAUGGCAAUAUUUGCCCCUUUAGAGACGGAUUUAGACGAAAGUGCCAACUCUGUUCCAGAGACCCAGUUGAUCAGGAAAGACACUGAGGGUCCCACUGGGUUCAGCUCAGAACAUCUGGAGGAAGAGAACAAAGAUGACAGUAAAGAUGAAGAUGAAACAGUCAUACAUUCAGAUGCUGAAUCAGAGAGUCUGCUGCUUCCCAUGUCUUUGCCACAUUUAGUUACAGUCUCAACUCAGACUGCGCCAGCUUCACUUCCCGCUGUGGUUUUGUUGAAGGCCGAGGCACAGAGGGUAGAUACAGGGUCCAGACUUGAGCAGAGUUCUUUCCACAGUCCUCAUCAACACAUUGCUGGACCGUCUGUCCCAAAGCAGAGCUCUGCUAGACCGCUUCCACCUCCUGACCACUCCAAACCUUGCCGUGUUACCCACUCACCUCCAUGCACCAGCUCAGCCAUUUCUCCAGGUCCACCUGGAUCAACGUGCGUAUCCCUCCUGUCGCCCUCUUCCCUUCCCUCAGACCCAGAGCCAACCACUUACUCCACCAGUUUCUGGAAAAACUGCAAUUUGGCAGGAUGCACACAGGCCAUAUUUACUGGUUUCCUUAAUGAGAUGAACGAUAUCGCCAUCAGAAUCCAGGCAGACCAGGCGAGCCAGGAGGAUUAUGAUAUUGCACUAACAGUGAUGAGGGCUUCUACAAAACUGGCAGAACUUGUGGCCAAGCAGAAAGAGGAGUUGGAAAGGAAACUAAAGGACCUGCAAAAGGCGGCAGCAGCUAUGGAGGAGGUCGCCUCAGCACUGAGAUGAGUCCAACAGCAGCUCCUGGAAGGACGUGGAUUUCAGUGUUUACUGUUGUCUUAUUCAUCUGUGAUUCCCACUGUUGGUUGUAUUUCAAACUACUCACAUUGGCGUUUUCAUCAUGACAUAGUAUAAUACAGUAUGACAUUUUAUACAACCUGUAUUUGUAUGUAUAGUUCAGACAGUGAAAGGGGCUGGAUGUGGAAGCACAAAAC
Etheostoma cragini (Arkansas darter) is the source of this 1942-nucleotide messenger RNA. It is a transcript of the gene phf11, whose product is annotated as PHD finger protein 11. Gene Ontology annotation, molecular function: histone binding; histone deacetylase binding. Gene Ontology annotation, cellular component: nucleus. The transcript is spliced from 18 exons. NCBI's taxonomy places the organism in Eukaryota, Metazoa, Chordata, Actinopteri, Perciformes, Percidae. The record is from RefSeq and is a predicted model, not a curated record. Bases 141 to 1736 code for a protein of 531 amino acids.